This is a messenger RNA of Sphenostylis stenocarpa, 1107 nucleotides long. NCBI's taxonomy places the organism in Eukaryota, Viridiplantae, Streptophyta, Magnoliopsida, Fabales, Fabaceae. The record is from the annotation of a GenBank genome assembly.
AUGAGUAUUAUGAAAAAUCGAAGCUACCAAACUGUUGGCUCGACCUCACUAGACACUUGUGUUGGUCUUGUUUGCCACUAUCAAUUUGAAAAUGGGUCAUCUCAGUUUGUGUUCAUGGAUGUUGAAAGUGGAAGUGAAGCUUCCCUUAAUCAUUUCCUCUGCUUUUCCACUGAAAACUUUGUGCAGACCCUUGCUUCUUGCAAUGGCUUAAUUCUCUUGUCCGGUUUUCGUGAGGACCAAUUCUGUUACCAUAUCUUCAACCCGCUCACUAAGCACAAUGUCACAAUCCCUCAAACUAAAAUCCAAGAGAAUGUUUCUAGAGUUGGAUUAGCCUUUGAUGGAUGCCAAUUUGAGGUUGUGCUGGUUGAAGCAGGUUCUUCACAAUCCAAUGGACUAAAGCUGCAUGUUUUCUCUUCUGACACUGGCAAAUGGAGGAGCCACAACCCCAUCAACUUAACUGCUCCUCCAUUGCCAGAAUAUGAGUUCCAAGAAUUUGGCACACCUCCUCUCUAUUCAAAUGGGGCAAUUCAUUGGGAAAUAGGUGGACAUUUGUUGGUGUAUCAAGUCCAAGGCAGCCAUUUUGAGCUAUAUGAACUACCAAACUAUUCUGAGGAUUGGUAUUGGCAACCAACAUUGACUUUUCGCCGUUGCUUGUGUGAAUCAGGAGGCAGGACUUACUAUUGCCACACUGAUUUUGAUGGACUUCACAUUUGGAAACUUCUCAAUGAGCAUGAGCAUGCAGAAUUCUUGUACUAUUGGGAUUACAAAACGUUUCCUUGGAGACUAGUCCAUAGUGUGAACCAUGAAAUGUUCAUGUCUAAGCUCCAAAACUUCUGUUACAACUUGUUUCAUUGGGAGCCUUUCAAGAUUGCACCCAUUGCCUACAGUGAAGAAACACAAAUCAUAUAUUUGCAGCUUCCAGGAUCUGUUGUUUCUUACAAUCUUGAUACAGGAACUCUGGGACCAAUCUGCACCUACUCUUAUCCAGGCACGAACUUCAAUUGCUGCUCAUUCUUUUCUUCAACUACUCGCAAUGCUCAGAGUGACACCAUCGGAGAAACAGAGCUGCAUCUACCCAUUGCAGAAAUGGACAAGUUAGCCCUCUAA